Molecule: messenger RNA, 906 nt
Organism: Chionomys nivalis (European snow vole)
Lineage: Eukaryota; Metazoa; Chordata; Mammalia; Rodentia; Cricetidae
Gene: Aqp9
Product: aquaporin 9
Exons: 6
Coding region: 19-906 (295 amino acids)
Biological process (GO): water transport; glycerol transmembrane transport
Cellular component (GO): plasma membrane; basolateral plasma membrane
Molecular function (GO): urea transmembrane transporter activity; glycerol channel activity; water channel activity
Source: RefSeq, a predicted model, not a curated record
UCUGGCAGAAACUCCAAGAUGCCUUCACAGAAGGAACGCACCAAGAGGAGCCUCACACAGAGGCUGGCCCUAAAGAGCCGUAUAGCUAAGGAGACAGUCUCUGAGUUCCUGGGCACCUUUAUAAUGAUCGUCCUUGGGUGUGGCUCUGUUGCCCAAGCAGUCCUCAGCCGAGGUCAUCUUGGUGGAAUAGUCACUAUGAAUAUGGGAUUUGCAACAGCAGUUGUCAUGGCUAUUUAUGUCACUGGCGGUGUCUCUGGAGGCCACAUCAACCCAGCUGUGUCUUUUGCAAUGUGCGUCUUUGGAAGGAUGGAGUGGUUCAAGUUCCCAUUUUAUGUGGGAGCCCAGUUUUUAGGAGCCUUUGUAGGGGCUGCAACUGUCUUUGGCAUUUACUAUGAUGGACUCAUGGCCUUUGCUGACGGAAAGUUGCUCGUCGCGGGAGAAAAUGCAACAGCAUUCAUUUUUGCAACAUACCCAGCUCCAUUCAUAUCCCUGCCAAAUGCCUUUAUAGACCAAGUGCUGUCUACCAUGUUACUCCUUCUGAUUGUCUUUGCCAUUUUCGACUCCAGAAACAUGGGGGUCCCCAGAGGCCUAGAGCCCCUUGUCAUUGGCCUCCUGAUCAUUAGCCUUUCUUGUUCUCUGAGCCUCAACACUGGCUGUGCCAUGAACCCAGCUCGAGACCUGAGCCCCAGGCUCUUCACUGCUCUGGCAGGAUGGGGAUUUGAGGUCUUCACAGCUGGGAACAACUUCUGGUGGAUUCCUGUUGUGGGCCCGAUGGUUGGCGCUUUCUUCGGAGGCCUCUUCUACAUUCUUCUUAUCCAGCUGCAUCACUCGGACCCCGACUCAGAAGUGAAGGCAGAGCCAUCUGGGAGCAAGCUAGAGAAAUAUGAACUCAGCGACAGCAUGUAG